CAGGCACAAACGUUGUAACCGACAAACGACACUCUCCGUCUCGCCAAAAUGCAGAGACACUCAUAUGGGGAUAUAAAAACGCUGAUCUCAUCCUAUCCAUGUCAGACUUCAAGCAGAGAAAAUGAUCACGAGAAUCGGUUACAUCGGUCGUUAAUGACAUUUGAUUUACUUCACUGCUUCCAACCAGCAAGCGGCAGCGGAGGUCAUUGAUUGAGCAGACGCCUGUAACUGGAUACGAUCUCCGGAGAAACGGUGCAGCCUGACGCUUUCAAUCUCUCGCUAUAGUUUCCGUCACACCAUUAUUUCUUGACUUUGCCUUUAAUUUCUCUUAAACCAUUUACAGCCAAUCAGGGCAGGAAUCCGCGGGAUACCGCGAAUUUCAUUGGUCAAAAUAUUCUUCGGAGGAAAAACUAUCGGUUCGGCUGAGACUGUUGAUUCUGUGCAUAGGUUCCAGUGUGUUGAACUUUGGUAUCAGCGAGCACAUGUCUUCUUUGAUCAUUGUGUUGUCUGAAGGAUCAGUACUAGUAGUAUGUACAGGAGUCUUGUUUAGUGCACAUACUCAGCAAAUGUAGAAUUUUGUUUAUGUCGGGACCGAGCGGGACUUAGCAGCGCAUGCGAUUGCUAGAAUGUGAAAACAGGAACAAAGAUACGUAAAGUUGACAUUUGAGUUACACGGCAGAUUGUAUUUCUCUGUUCAGCACUUCAAAGGAUCAACUGGUUGCGUGUGUUGUUUGACAUUGUAAGCUGAUGAUGGUAAUGAUUAUGAUGGUGAUGAUGGUAAUGAUGAGAUACUGAGUUCGAACAAAAAGAAUGCUCUUGAAGUUUAGUCCCCUGUAUACUCAUAAGUUGAUAAGUCAAUAAGGAACCAAGCAACUUCACGAAUGUAUGAAGUUUUCGUUAUACUCUCUGGAUGCAUUCUGAAAUACAGAAAACAGGACCAGGGAUCUGUAUGUGAAGUUCCAAAAUUACUUUGUUUAUAGAUUAAACAAGACACCAAGCAAAAUACUAACACUUUGCAGACGACAUUUAAUUCCAGUUACACCCUGGUUAAUAUCGAUUGCUACGUCCAACACGGAACCAAGAAAUUACGUGUGGAGUUUGUUUUGUUAUACACCCUGGAUGUUAGUAUCUGGAUGUAAGCUGAGAUACAUAAAAUAAUAACAACAACAGCAGUUUCAGCAACAGCAGCAGCAGCAACAACAACAAAACCACCCCCAAACCCUCAGGGCCAGGGAUGUGCAAACGGAACUUGUUUCCCAGUACACAUUCAGUUUGUACGAUGGAACAGGAAUGAAAUAGCGUGCAAAAUCCUGCGUUCAGUUCGUGUUAAAUUCCGGCUUGCAAGACAAUGGGAAAGAUAAGCGUGUUUGAAAUCGUCCUGAGCAACCCCCAGGGAGUUUACUUCACGGGACAGGUUCUGCAAGGUCACGUGAUCCUGGAACUAACUGAAAUCAUCAAACUCCGAGGCAUCCGGAUUUCAUUUCGGGGCAAGGCGUUUGUUCAUUGGACGGAUCAGUCGAUGAGAGGGGCGGGGCAGAGCAGAUUCAGGGAGGUGCGGCACCACUCAGCAACAGAGGAAUACCUCGACAUUUCACUGGCGCUGCUGGCUAGAGGUUCCAAGUCUGAGGAAAAGAAAAUACUGCCCCCGGGCCAGUACACGUACCCGUUCCAGAUCGAGUUACCGUACAAUCUUCCGUCGUCGUUCGAGGGUCAGUUCGGCUUUGUCCGGUACUGGGUGGUCGUCAACAUCGAGAAACCGUGGAACACCGACUACUCCGUCAAGAAGGUCUUCACAGUCAUCUGCCCUGUCGAUCUGAACAGGGAACCCACAGCAAGCACUUCCUCCCAGUGUCGGAAACAGAAGCGGAUGUGCUGUCUGUGCUGCCGGUCCGGGCCGGUGUGCGCCGAGCUGUGUGUGAACCAGAAGGGGUACGUCCCCGGGGAACCACUCUAUAUCAACGCUGAAGUGACGAAUCUGUCGAGAAGAAAAAUGGGCGUGUCCUCGGUGGCCUUAAGAAUGUCUGUUGUAUUCCACACACCUGGCAAGUCACGGUCCGUCACACAACAGGUUUGCAAGAUGAAACACGGGCAGGUGCCAGCCGGAGAAACGGAUCUGUGGGAGGGGGAGAAAAUGGUCAUACCGCCUCUCCCCCCGUCAUUCCUACUGGGCUGCAACAUCAUCGACAUCAAAUACACAAUAGAGUUGCGGGUGGACCCUGUUGGACCCGCCUUUGAUCUCUGUGUUCCAGUUGAUAUUAUAAUCGGCACGAUACCCAUCCAAUCAUCGGUCCAGAAAUACCUGGCUGCCAGUCGCUCCGCAGUUCCGACACGACAGGUGCCCCGCCCUCUACCCCUACCUCCGCUGCCGUUGGGAGCCGCUCCCCCUGGUGCUCUGUACGAAAACACCCCUGUUUUGGCGCCACAUUUCGUCGACUACGUGUUUGGGAAGAGAUACAUCAGAGACGAUGACAACAACGGCGACCACGCGCGAGGUGACGUCUACUUCUGUCCUCAGUACGUCUACUACAGACUAGACAUACCAGCCAAUCAGCACACGCACCGACACUGACGUCAUCUGUGAUGCAAUAAACAUAUAAUGAACAUGAACAUCAACAAUAGUGAUUGGGCCAUACCAUGUGUAAAGCCUGGGACGUAUCAUGUGUAAAGCCUGGGCCGUACCAUGUGUAAAGCCUAGGCCGUACCAUGUGUAAAGCCUGGGCCGUACCAUGUGUAAAGCCUGGGCCAUAUCAAAAAAAAAGUAAACAUAUGGUCAUUCUGAUACUGUUUUUUUUAGAGGAAACCCGCUGUCGCCACAUAGACUACUCUUUUACGACAGGCAGCAAGGGGUCUUUUAUUUGCACUUCCCACAGGCAGGAUAGCACAAACCAUGGCUUUUGUUGAACCAGUUAUGGAUCACUGGUUGGUACAAGUGGUUUACACCUACCCAUUGAGCCUUGCGGAGCUGGGCCAUAUCAUGUGUCAAGCCAGGGCCAUACCAUGUGUAAAGCUGGGCCGUACCAUGUGUAACGCCUGGGCCGUACCAUGUGUAAAGCCUUGGCCAUACGAUGUGUAAAGCCUUGGCCGUACCAUGUGCAAAGCCUGGGCCGUACCAUGUGCAAAGCCUGGGCCGUACCACGUGUAAAGCCUGGGCUGUACCGUGUGUAACAUUUGGGCCGUACCAUGUGUAAAGCCUAGGCCGUACCAUGUGUAAAGCCUAGGCCGUACCAUGUGUAAAGCCUGCGCCAUACCAUGUGUAAAGCCUGCGCCAUACAUUGUGUAAAGCCUGGGUCAUGCCAUGUGUAAAGCCUGGGCCAUAACAUGUGUAAAGCCUGGGCCGUACCAUGUGUAACACCUGGGCCGUACCAUGUGUAAAGCCUGGUCCGUACCAUGUGUAUAGCCUGGACCGUACCAUGUAUAAAGCCUGGACCGUACCAUGCGUAAAGCCAGGGCCGUACCAUGUGUAAAGCCUGGGCCGUACCAUGUGUAACGCCUGCCAGUACCUAAACUAAAAUGGGGCAAAAAAUUUUUUUAGAGCACAGUAAUAUCAGGCCUUUUACAAAAUCUUCACGACUGGUAUAUCAAAGGCUGUGGUAUAUGCUUAUCCUGUCUGUGGGAUAGUGCAUAUAAACGAUCCCUUGCUAUCAAUGGAAAAAAUUAACGAGUUUCCUCUCUAAGACUAUAUGUUCCAAAUUACCAAAUGUUUGACAUCCAACAGCCGAUGAUUAAUAAAUCAACAUGCUUGUUUUGUCGUUAAAUAAAACAAACUUUUAACUUUUACAAAAGCUAGAUAACAAAGUGCACUUUCAAACUAAAAAGGGCACUUUUUAGUAUUUUGUCGGAGGUGGGAGGCAACUGACCCCAGCCGUCCCUCACCAUGGUGAUAUUAAUCUGGAAAAAGGUUUACUUGAAGCCCUCCACGUGUGACAAAAUAGUCUAAACUGCUCUCUGUUACAAACUGCUCGAGUAACACUGAAGGUCGUACUCAGUAUGAUAUGAGGGUGGGACGUAGCCCAGUGGUAAAGCGCUCGUUUGAUGCACGGUCGGUUUGGAAUCGGUCCCCGUCGGUGGGCCCAUUCGGCUAUUUCUCUUUCCAGCCAGUGCACCAUGACUGGUAUAUCAAAGGCCGUGGUAUAUGCUAUUCUGUCUGUGGGAUGGUGCAUAUAAAAGAUCCCUUGAUAAUAAUGCAAUGCAGUUUAAUAAUUUGAUAGAAACGGUUACAAUGCAUUACAGUUUAAUAAUUUGCUACAAACUGUUUGGAUAACAAUGAAAUACAUAAUAUGUUACAAACUGCUUGGGUAACAAUGCAAUACAUAAUAUAUUACAAACUGCUUGGAUAACAAUGAAAUACAUAAUAUGUUACAAACUGCUUGGGUAACAAUGCAAUACAUAAUUUGUUACAAACUGAAAUGAAAUAGAUCAUAAUAACGUGUUACAAACUGCUCAUACGUGAAAACUGAUAAUUGAAUCAAACACGUGAACUUUUGUAUAUAAAUUUUAUAUGUACACAACUAAACUUGCUAUAUAUUCAGUGUUUGUUUUAUUUGUUAGUUUUUAGCAUCUGCAGACUAUUUUAGGGAGAGAUGCAACUUUUAAAUAUGGCAUCUAAACUGUUGACUAAUAUGCAUUGUAUGUGUGUGUGUGUGUGUGUGUGUGUGUGUGUGUGCGUGCGUGCGUGUAUGUGCGUUCGUGUGUGCGUCAAUCUAUCCCAGAAACACACAUACGCGCGCGCGCACACAUAACAUCAACAACAACAACACACAUAAAAUAGUUUAAUUGUAUUUGUUAAACACUGUAGGCCGAAUUUACAAAGCCUGUUUUUGUCUUACACGCGUGUAAA
This is a messenger RNA of Gigantopelta aegis, 4837 nucleotides long. Its product is annotated as arrestin domain-containing protein 3-like. Gene Ontology annotation, cellular component: cytoplasm. Gene Ontology annotation, biological process: protein transport. NCBI's taxonomy places the organism in Eukaryota, Metazoa, Mollusca, Gastropoda, Neomphalida, Peltospiridae. The transcript is spliced from 8 exons. The record is from RefSeq and is a predicted model, not a curated record. The coding region runs from base 1349 to 2569 and encodes 406 amino acids.